Molecule: messenger RNA, 4748 nt
Organism: Trichechus manatus latirostris (Florida manatee)
Lineage: Eukaryota; Metazoa; Chordata; Mammalia; Sirenia; Trichechidae
Product: C-type lectin domain containing 6A
Molecular function (GO): signaling receptor activity
Source: RefSeq, a predicted model, not a curated record
AUUAUACAUAAUUUUUGUAAUAAUGAAUUUAUGAAAAAAAGUCUGUUAAUGUAUCCAAAGCUUUCAUCAGAAUCUCUGAUGGGGCAUUGGCUCAUAAAAGUUUAAUAAUUAUUUAUCUAGAUUAAUUUCAACUUCUAAACACCCCAACUCCACUGCCCCAACCAUCUGAUAAGGGCUAAGGAAAAACAAAAUUAUUUAGGGUUACAAAAAUGAGCUAUUUCACUUACAGUAAUGGUGAACUAACUUGUUGCAGAUCAAUCCUCAAACUAAGAACAACUACCAUGACAAAGCUGAUUUCAAACUGUUAUGGUGCUAUCAAGACACCAAGCAGUAGAGGAACAUAAGGGUUGAGAUGUACCAGUGUGGAUUUAUGAACAAUGAUCAGCUAGAUUUCCUUCCCUCAAUUUCUUGAUGUUAGUUAUAUCCCAGAAUCUUAAUAUAAUCCCAAGGAUAGAGGAUAGUUCCAAGAAUGACUGACAGUAAAUUUCCCAUCAGUCCAGUGGUAAUAAGAAAUAAUAAUAAUAGAUAAUAAAGAAUUGCUACAUGUCUUGUACAUUUGAGGCUAUAGACUGAUAAUACACACAUUUGUGUGGAUUUAGUGUGAGUCUAAAUAUCUUUUAUGAGUAGUACUUGCCACCAACUAUUGACUUAAGUAUCUUUAUCUAAAUUCCUAAACAACAGAAUCAAAAUGAAUCUACUUUAUCCAGUUAUGGAUACUAACUUUCCUAAGAGCAAUCUAAUGAUGUUUUCUUGGAAAGGAAUUUGAGAUGAUUCAAUUUGCUGAUUUAUCUCCCAUGUCUCCUUUAAAAGUGGUCAAGCCAAAAUAGAAAAAAAUCACUUUGAUUCUUUCCAACAGUAUGUGCUUUACAUUUUCAGUGUGUAUUCAAGUUAUGUCCAACUGCAUUUACCACCGUCCUUUUUUUUUUUUGUAUAUCUUAUGGUUAGUAAUAUGUACUACGUAUAAUGUGGCAGCGAGUAAUUUGCUGAUGUUAUCAUUCUCAGAUGUAAUGUUUCCAACCCCCAAAGACAAAUAAAGAUCAGAUUUAUAAAGACACUUAUAAUAAAGGGCAAUAAUAAUGAAAACUAAAAAAAAAAAAAAAAAAAAAUUAAGACUUUGACUUAGGUCAGGACCGAUUUAUGACAGAGUAGUCUUCGGAACGGAAACCCAUUGUAAGUUGGGCUCUACCUAUAUUCUAGACUACUCACUUGCAAAUGUGGUGAUGUUUGUGAUGCUAUAAGACAGAAAGGUUCUACAUUUUAGAGACCGUAUGUUAGGAAGGAUCCCCAAGCAUGGAAUUCAGGAAGUCUGCCUCUGAUAUACCACUUCAGGUUCCCCCUUUCAUAAUCAGGAAGAUUAUAAAAUAUUACUGACCUUCACCCAAUAUUGGCCUUGAUACAACCAUCUUUGCAAAUAGAUUUCAGAAUCUUCUGUUUUGAAAUCACAUUCCUGGAAAAUAUCUGUGUGUUUUUAUGUUAUUUAGUAGCUAAGCCAUACUCAUUCAAUUAGACAUUUGUUCACUUGCAAGGACACUGUUAAAUACAUGGAUUAAGCCAUACAUAAAAUUCAAUAAGAAGGUUGGUUAGAGAGCACUUAAUUUUAUUAAAGUUUACAAGUGUAUUUCUUUUAGGGCAUAUAACAUUUUCCAUUUUGCUUGGCAGAAUAAGUAAGAAUCAGAAAUUUUAUUUUAGGAACUGAACAAAUGAUGUCAAUAUUAUUGUCACAGUUCUCAUUAAUAGUUUCUAGUAAGUUUCUCAAUUUCCUGCUUUGGCUUUCUUUCCCUAUGUCUUUAAAUCACCGGAAGCUUUAGUCCAAACCACCACUUCUUCUUUCAAGGUGUACUAUAUAUUGGAAGUCUGUGAGCCUUAUCAGAGUAUAUAGCAGUUUGUUUCUGAGCUCUGCCCUCAUUCGAACCAAGUGAUAUCUCUGUGUAACUUCUUCAGGUAGUGAGAAUAGAAAGGCUCCAGAAUCUUUUGAACCCAGGGAGCUCACAUAAUGGUGAGAGAAAGGCAACCUCAAGAUAGAGGGAAAGGAGUUUGGCGGUCCCAAGUGGGAUUCUGGUCUGUUGCUGUGAUUUCCAUCACAUUACUCAGUGCCUGUUUCAUUGUGAGCUGUUUAGUAACGUAUAAUUUUACUUAUGGCAAAAGUGACAAAAGGCUGUCUGAACUACAAUAUCAUUCAAGUCUAAACUGCUUCAGUGAAGGGACAAGGGUCUGGGGAUGUUGCCCAAGUACUUGGAUGUCAUUUGAUUCCAGCUGCUACUUCAUUUCUACUGAAAAGAAUUCUCAGACUAAGUUUGAGCAGAACUGUGUUGGGAUGGGAGGUCAUUUGGUGGUGAUCAACACAGAAGUGGAGCAGAAUUUCAUUGUCCAGCAGCUGAAUAAAUCACUUCCUUAUUUCCUGGGACUCUCAGAUCCACAGGGGAAGAACAAUUGGCAAUGGAUUGACCAGACACCUUACAAGGAAAAUCUUAGAUUCUGGCAUGAAAAAGAACCCAAUUUUUCUGGAGAGCAAUGUGUUGUGAUAGUUUUCUGGACACCUGGAAAAUGGGGCUGGAAUGACGUUUUCUGUGAUUUAAAAAUGAAUUUAAUAUGUGAGAUGAAGAAGAUUUACCUAUGAGUUGAAAUUUAUUCAUGAACAUCUUUAAAAUUAAUAUCUUUCAUAAAACGAUAAUUUUCUCUUGUAAUUUAUGCAUGAUCCUUGUGUCAUAGAUGUUAAUGGAAAUAUUCAGAUGAUUCUUUCCCUUUAAUCACCCCUCAUCUACUUUCCUCUUUUCCACUAGUGAUAGGAUGAGCUCCUCUUUCCUUUGUUCUUUUCUUUCCUUUAUUCUUCAUUAUUUUCUUUCCAUUCUCUAUACUUCCUUCCACAAACAUUCCUUGUGCUAGAGACUGUAGUAUUAUGUUAGUUAGAAGACUUAUAAGGAGGUCUCUUUUGAAAACUGAUCUUCCUCCUUUGAAACACCAUAGAGAAGUCUGGUCAGUUAAGAUGAUGAUGAGGGCUGCAGUCAUCCAAAGGUUUGACAAGAGCUGAGGGAUUUACUUUCUAGAUGGCUCACUCACAUGUUGGCAAGUUGGUGCUGGCUGUUGGUAGGAGGUCUCAAUCCCUCACCACAUAAAACUCUCCUUAGGCCUACUUGAGUGUCCUCACAACAUGGUGGUUGGCUUCCACCAGAGCAAGUGGUCCAAGACAGCAAGGUAAAAGCAGCAAUAUCCUUUAUGAUCUAGCUUCAGAAGUUACACAUCAUAACUUCCACCACAUUCCACUGACCACAUGGACCAAACCUGACAUAAUAAAAGAGAUUAUACAAGAGAUGUAGAGGUAGAUGAAUAUCAGAAGGUGAGAAUCAUUGGGUGCCACCUUGGAAGCUGACUACAACAGCAGGAUUUCUUUAAAAAGACACAAAAAUGUAUACCAAGAAGGAAAAUAAUGAAAAAUUCUUCUACACUAAAAUUAUGAACUUCUGUUCGUUGAGACACUAUAAAAAAUGGGAAAAAAGAAUUUAAAGAAGAUAUUUUAAAUACCUAUAACAUACAACAGUAGUAUCAAGACUAUUUAAACAACUCUCAGUUAGAAAAAGACAAAAAUGGAUAAAAUAUUUGAGUAAGCCUUCACAGAAAAAGCACGUACAUCUAACAAACAUAUUUUUAUAGAGAUGCUCAACUCCACUCAUAAUUUGAGAACUACAAAUCAAACCCCAAUAAUAUACCAUUUUAUAUCCAUGAUGAAAAACUAAUAAGAAAAUACAAAGAGUUGGAAGAGGUGUAGAUGAAUAGUGUCUCUUAUAUAUCUCUGGUUUGAGUUUAAAUUGGUAUAAACUCUUUAGAAAAUAUUUUAAAUUGUGUUGUAAAGUUGAACAUUCACAUAAACGAUUAACCAUAUGUGUUAGUCUGGUUCCACCAGGAAACAUAUGGCACACUCAGAUUAAGAUAAUUCAAGGAGAAUUUAAUAAGAGACUACUUACAAAGGCGAGGUCACAAUAUAAGAAAACCACAAAGAUUAGUGCAGUACCCUGGGGCUAGUAACAGACUUUGUCACCCCUGGUGAGGUUACUAGAAUCCAGAAAGAGAGAGUGAUGUGGAGAGGUCCACAAUAAGAGGAGCUGUGACAUUUGGUGAAGGGACAUAGCCAGUGGUGACCCUGAAAUAACAAAGUCAUAAAAAUAUAUUCCCUGACCUCACCCUUCUUUCUUCUCUGUCACACACACAUCUCUUUGCAGGUCUCCUUCUUGGCCAAACUCAACCAAAAGUCAGAGGCAAGCAAGUCUUCUGGGUCAUAGAGCUGGUUGGGGAAGUGUGGAGACUGAAUAUGAAGGCAAAAUUGAAAGUUAUCUAGCACGGCACUCAUAUGCAUUGCCAUUGUAUAUUAGGGAAUGUGAACAAUACUAUUAACUGUUUGUAGUAGAAAAAACUUGACUGAAAUGCCCUUUAAGAAUAUUUAAAUAAUCUGUGAUAUGUUUCCUCAGUUAAAUAUUACAUGACAUUCAAAAUGAAUAAACUAUAAUGAAGGAUAACUAUACUCAACAGCAUGAGUAAAGAUUGGUAACGUAAAUGUUGGUGGAAAAAAGCAAGUCCUAGAAGCUAACAUAAAGUGUGAUGCUCUAUUUUAAAAAUAAAAUUCUAGGCUUAAUAUGAAUAAUUUGUUCCUGAAAAUUGGGCAUUCUGCAUAAAUACCAACGGGGAACCUAUUUACUAUUAUUUUAUUUUAUUUUUUAUUACUGUAGUUUAAAUGAAGUUUACAUUUCAAGUUAGUC